Molecule: messenger RNA, 1289 nt
Organism: Coccidioides posadasii C735 delta SOWgp
Lineage: Eukaryota; Fungi; Ascomycota; Eurotiomycetes; Onygenales; Onygenaceae
Cellular component (GO): nucleus
Source: RefSeq, a predicted model, not a curated record
CUGCUCUGAUCAAAAUGCCAACGGACUCUUCGCUCUACGGGAUACGCCGACCAAAAGCUGAGGCAUCUAAAAAGGAUGUCACAUCACCCGGUACCCUUGCAUUCGCCACACACCUCUCCUCCCUCAUAGCUAAAGAAUCGGCCAACGCAUCCUCACAAUCGCGGCGCGGCCGUGCUAGGCCUUCAAGAAAGAAAGAUGACAUUUUCUCAGUGCAUAAUAAAGGUGCUCUAAAACGCGCCGCGGCGGAUAUAUCCUCGGAUAAUCCGAACGUGAGCCAAGUUCACAAACAGAGUGGAGAUAUCGGAUUCGUCGACGAAGCUACCCUUCAUCGGUCGAAGCGCAGGAUGGCCGAAAAAGCAAAGCUGUAUGCAGAGUUAAAAAAGGGCGAAUAUCUCGCUGCAAGUAGCGACGAGGAGGAUGACGAUUCCCUAGGGAGACCUUUGUCCGCGGUCCGUCGCGCAGAAAAAAAUAGCUUGGUGGACUUUGAUCGAAAGUGGGCGGAGGAAGAAGUCAGGAAAUCACGUUAUGAUUCCGGAGAAUCCGACCAUGAAUCUGAAAAAGAACCCUUGGUUGAAUACGAGGACGAGUUCGGACGCACCAGGCAGGGUACCCGUGGUGAAGCUGCGGAAGCAGAACGACUUCGUCGGUCUCGUGCCGCUGAGCGCUCCGAACAAGAGUCGAUCGCAUCAUCUCGCAAUCCGAAUUUACCUAUGGGCUCUCGUCCCUCUCGUCCUGCAAAUCUAAUCCACGGCUCGAUCAUCCAGUCUGCAGCUUUCGAUCCUGAUGCCAACGUCGCAGCGCAGAUGUCUCGCCUCGCAGAACGUCGUGAUCGAACACCCACACCACCGCCUGAGACCCAUUACGACGCAGAGGGCGAGGUGCGCAAUCGCGGAACGGGGUUUUAUGCGUUUUCAAAAGACGAGGAGGCGCGGAAGCAAGAAAUGGAAGAACUGAUGCAGGCAAGAGAUGAUACCGUGAAAGGGAGAAGCCAGGCCGCUACGAGGAAAGAGGCGAGGCAGAAGGCGAAAGCUGAUAGAUUAAAGAAGAUUGAGGAACUGAGAGGAAAGAGGAGAGCGGAAGAGUUUAUGAAGGGUUUGGGAAGCUUGGAGGGCUUGGGCGGCCCUAGUGCGCUGGAAUCAAAAGCCGAAGAACGAUGAGGCAGUAAUACGCGGCCAGGGGGGCCUUCAUAACGAAUCUUUAUGAAUUGACUUGGUUUACUUUGCAUGAUACCUAAUUGCAUGGGCAGGAGUUUGCUUAUUCUGGCAUUUCUACAGGACUGGAUAGCGAUA